AUGGUUAAAUUUUCAUCAUUUAAAACAAGACGAUUUAAUGAUAUAAUCUCACAAAUAACUUCAUUCCCUAAUCCAUUUCACGCUAGAGAAGCACUAAGAGGUCGAAAACGUCUUAUAUCAAAAGAUGGAAAUAUUAAUUUUCAAAGAUUAAAUAUUGAACAUCAUCGUCGUUAUCUUCAAGAUAUAUUUACCUCAUUAUUAGAUUUAACAUGGUUAUGGAUCUUAACAUUAUUUGUUAUUUGUUUUGUAACAUCUUGGGUAUUUUUUGCUUUAAUUUGGUAUAUUAUAAUGGUUGUUCAUGGAGAUUUUUCAUCAAAUAAUUCCAAUUCAACUAAUAGAUGUGUUAAUGGUGUGGAAACAUUUGGUGGAUUAAUUCUUUAUUCAAUUGAAACUCAACAAACAAUUGGUUAUGGAACACGUGCAGUGACUGAAAAUUGUACAGCUGGAAUAUUUCUUUUAAUAAUUCAAAGUUGUUUUGGUCUUAUUAUUCAAGCAUUAUGGGUUGGUCUUGUUUAUACAAAAUUAUCUCGUCCAAAAAAACGUCGUCGAACAUUAAUGUGGUCUGACAAAGCUCUUAUUACAAUUCGAGAUGGUUAUUUAACAUUACAAUGUCGUUUAGGAGAUAUGAGAUAUCGAUCAACUCUAGUUGAAGCUCAUAUAAGAAUGUAUUUUGUUUCAAAACGUCUAACAAAAGAAAAUGAAAUAAUUCCUUUAAAUUUAAUUGAUAUGAAUGUUGGGUAUGAUGAAGGAAAAGAUAGAUUAUUUUUUAAUUGGCCAAUUAUUAUUGAACAUAAAAUAAAUGAUAAGAGUCCUUUAUUUGAUUUUGAUAAAGAACAAAUUUUAAAAGAAAAAUUUGAAAUAUUAAUUGUUCUAGAAGGAAUUAUUGAACCAACUGGAAUGGUUACACAAGCUAGAACUUCGUACAUGCCGGAUGAAAUUGUUUGGGGAGCGAGAUUUGAAAGAAUGAUUCAUUUUUUACAACAUCAAUAUGUUGUUGAUUAUUCAAAAUUUAAUUCAUUUAUUUAUGAUAAUUUUACAACUCAUUUAUCAGCUAAACAAUUUCAAGAACAACAACAACAAACGAAUUCAAAUUCAAAUUAA
Messenger RNA from Adineta steineri, 1101 nucleotides. Lineage: Eukaryota; Metazoa; Rotifera; Eurotatoria; Adinetida; Adinetidae. The record is from the annotation of a GenBank genome assembly.